AAACCAGACCGACCGAUGAAACCGAAACUUCCCCAAAAAACUAACCGAACCGGCUGAACCGAAAUGGGAUCCUAUAUUUAGGAUGGUGUUAAUGUGUUUGAUGUUUUUUGCCUGAGACAAGUUGAGCUAGAAAAGGUCGAAUCCUAGGCAUUUUGGUUCAACCACCAACUGUUUGAACUUUUUCGUUUAAAGGGUUGAAAAAAGACUUGAUUUUUUUCACGGGUGUUUGAAAUAUAUACCUCAAUCCCACAAAAGGAAUCCAUUUCUUGAGCAUGCAAGAAAGAGAGAAAAGCUUUACGAUUUUCGGAGAAGAUGAAGAAGAAGGAGGUGCAUUGUAGUAGCAGCAAUCUUGAUGCAGAUAUUGGUGAGGUGUUGUUGAAAAAGAAGGAAAGACAUAUAGUUUCUUGGAGUCAAGAGGAAGACGAUAUUCUGCGCGAGCAAAUUCGUUUACAUGGCUCUGAAAAUUGGGGAAUUAUUGCAUCAAAAUUCAAGGACAAAACGACGAGACAAUGUAGGAGGAGAUGGUUCACUUAUUUGAAUUCCGAUUUCAAGAAAGGAGGGUGGUCGCCUGAGGAAGACAUGCUCUUGUGCGAGGCGCAGAGGAUUUAUGGGAACAGAUGGACUGAGAUAGCAAAGGUGGUUUCAGGCAGGACUGAUAACGCUGUGAAGAAUCGAUUCACCACUCUCUGCAAGAAGAGGGCGAAACGAGAAGCCUUGGUGGAGAAAAACAGCACCACUUCUUAUGUCAAGUUGAACAACAAAAGGGUCGUGUUUCGCAGUGGACUCAGCUCAAAUCAUGGAUCUGAAAAUGCUCCUAAGAAGUUGAGAGGAGAAAACGUUGAUGGCGUUGAGGAGGGUUCGACUGAUAAAUGCGAUUUCAAAUUUGCACGAGCGUUUCUUGAGAAGGACGAUCCGAAGGUGCUUGCAUUGCUGCAGCAAGCAGAGCUGCUGAGCUCUCUUGCAAUCAAAGUUGAUGCAGAGAAGACAGGUCAGAGCCUUGAAAAUGCUUGGAUGGUGCUUCAAGAUUUUCUGGAACAGAGCAAAGAAAGGCAACAACUGCUUAAGAUGACAGAUGUUGAUGCUGAUUUUCAAGUAGAGAAGCUCAAUGCGUUGGCGGAGGAGAUAAGAAGCUGCGAUGAAGGCAGUAGAUCAUCGUCCCCAGCAAGCUCUGAGUAUAGCACAGGAUCGACUCUCGUGCCUGAUGUGCCACGCGACGAGAGGGGAGAAUGUGAGGAAGAAACUGCUGCAUUGCAUCAAGAAAAGUUGGAUAAACAUUGUCUUUCUGGGACAAGCACAGAUGAAGUGAAAAAUAUGUCAACAUAUGAAGACAUAAAAGGUGAUAAUGAAGAAUUCAGCUCUCCUACUAAUGUGACACCACUAUUCAGAGCACUUGCAGCAACAAUUCCCAGCCCAAAAUUUUCAGAAAGUGAAAAGCACUUCUUGAUGAAAACUCUAGGACUGGAGUCGUCGUCUCAGAGCAAAGUCACGAAUCCUUCGCAGCCACCACCACCCUGCAAGAGGUCCCUCCUCCAUUGUCUAUGAUCAAAUCACCAAGGCACCGGAAUCAUCACCACAACCCCGUCUGGAGCCUUUUGUCGUGUAGAGAUCUUCUGUUUCUUCGUUUAGGAGUUUGUUUGCCGUUGGAUUGCAGCCAUCUCGACCUGUGUUUUUACAGAUAGGCCCGCGAAGAUCUGCCUUCUUGCUGCCUAGAAUGCUGAGGAGCACUCCAGCUUUUGAAGAUCGAUCUUCGUUGAUCUGCAUCCUCGAGUUUCUUCUUUCCUAAUUUCUAGUGUUUACAUUCAUUCGAGUGUUGUUGUUUACAUAAUGUUGAGUCAUUUUUUUCUUUUGCCUCAUCAUGGAACUUGGAUAUGGAAAUCCACUGUUCCAAUUUGGCUACAUAAGCCUUAUUGUAUAGAUGUAACCAACAUAGAUUCUUAGUUCUUUAGUGUAACUAUAUAAUGGCACCUCGCCAAUAUAGAGAGAGAGUGAGAGAGAGGGAGAGAGAGAGAGAGAGAGUAGUUCAUGUUUGUAAUGAAAAUAUUAUCUAUUCAACAUUGAUCUUAGCUGUUCAUCUAAA
Messenger RNA from Salvia miltiorrhiza (redroot sage), 2077 nucleotides. Its product is annotated as transcription factor MYB124-like. The record is from RefSeq and is a predicted model, not a curated record. Bases 313 to 1542 code for a protein of 409 amino acids. The transcript is spliced from 10 exons. Gene Ontology annotation, biological process: regulation of DNA-templated transcription. Gene Ontology annotation, molecular function: RNA polymerase II cis-regulatory region sequence-specific DNA binding; DNA-binding transcription factor activity, RNA polymerase II-specific. NCBI's taxonomy places the organism in Eukaryota, Viridiplantae, Streptophyta, Magnoliopsida, Lamiales, Lamiaceae. Gene Ontology annotation, cellular component: nucleus.